This is a messenger RNA of Caenorhabditis elegans, 1102 nucleotides long. It is a transcript of the gene C17C3.15, whose product is annotated as SPK domain-containing protein. Lineage: Eukaryota; Metazoa; Nematoda; Chromadorea; Rhabditida; Rhabditidae. The record is from RefSeq and is marked reviewed.
AAAAAUGAAUUCGCAAACCAACUUUUGGAUAUUCCUUUCAAUCUGUUCAGUAUUAUUUUUUUUUGCAACCAAUUGAUGCAAACAUAAAUGUUCGUGAAAAACGUCAAUUGGGAUUCAGAUAUCCGUCAUUUGGAGCCUCUCGGAAACUCAUGGGAGGUGCCAAGUAAUCAUCCCGUGUAUGUUUUGCUUUUCCAGAAAACUGCCCAUUUUCAGAUUGUUUCUCUACUUCUGUCAAUCAAUUUAUUUAAUUCACAAAUGAAAACGAGAUAAUGUUGCAAAAAAGAGACGCAGAGACUUUUAAAAAGUUUUCACGUUUUUUUGAUCCUAGGAGACCGUGCAAAGUUCAAAGAAACGUAGAUGCUAUGUGUUGGAUAGGAACGUGAACCUUUACUGGUUAUCGACGUGAGCAACGUUUCAAAGUGAACUCUUCCUGUGUUUCGAUUAUUCCUCACUUUUCCGGUUUUAAUAUAAGCCAGUCUUAGUAUUCUCUGUCGCCACAACACCAUGGGUGAUGAAACUAUGGACCUUCAACGUGCUCCUGAAAACUCUUCUUCGAAUUCGACAACGGAACCAUUGGAUGAAGAUAUUGCUGCUGGCCAAAAUGUGAAGAAGUCGAAAAAAGCCUCGUAUAUCGAGCAAUUUGUCGCGUUUGUCGCUAAGCGAUACAAGGACACCACCACCCCUGUCCCAUCCAAAGAGUUGUAUGAAGGGUUUAAAAACAAGAUCAAAUUCAAAAAGCAUACGGACACUCUUCGAAAAUCCAUCCAACCAUUCUUGAUGGGAGCAUUCAAAGACUCUGACUACGAUGACGAGAAGAAAGUGCAAAUGUUGUUCGUGACAAGUACACCACUCAAAGAUGGAAUGUUCUUGGAAAAGCUCAAGAGCAUUGCCACAAUGGUAAAAUUGGACGAGUUUUCUCGUAUCGAACAAUACGAUUCGCCGACUCUGAAGUCGGAGGGUGCCCACCAAAAAAAGUUUAUGAAGAAGCAACCACCUGUGCCGGCUUCGGAUAUUGGCGUCGGCGGCUGCCAAUCGAACUCUGGAUAAUAUUAUACUGAACAUUUGAAUGAAAAGAGGUGCUAUCAAUAAAGAAUAGUCGUUC